AUGGCACCCUGUGCCUAUGUACUGGCUGAGACCUGCUCACCCACUGAAGACCUGCCCGAGUUCAGUGUGGAAGUGGUCAAUGAGCAGAACGGCAACAAGUCUCUGCCAACUGUCCAGCAGAUCAUUGUGAACAUGGGGAACAUCAGAGUGUCCCUGCUGAAAGGGCAGACACACAGGGUUGUGCCCUUCAGUGCGGUGUGCUCCAGUCUGGAUGUAGUUGGCUCCUGUGGAAGCUGUGAAGAGAGAUGCGAGUGUGACUCUGGUUACAAGCUCAUCUGCAAUCUUGACUGCAGCUUUGACAGCAGCCUUUGCAACUGGAAUCAGAUGGUCACAGAUGCUUUUGACUGGACAUGGCAAAAAGGAUCCACCCCCACACUGAUGACUGGCCCCUCUGCUGAUCACACCGGAGAUGGCCAUUACAUGUAUAUUGAGGCCAGUCACGUGACAUAUGGAGACACUUCUCGUCUCAUCAGCUCUGAGUGUUCUGACUCUGGUCCUCAGUGUCUGCAGUUCUGGUACCAUAUGUAUGGCUCAGCGGAUACAAUGGGCCUCCAUGUUUACCUCUUCCAGAACAGACUGGCCACUGCUGUCUGGCGGAAAAGGAAUGAUCAAGGAAAUAUGUGGCACCUGGCUCAGGUGGACAUUGACGCAACUGGGGCUUUUCAGAUCAUCUUUGAGGGGCGCAGAGGAUCCAACGAUCAGUCAGAUGUGGCCAUAGAUGAUAUAAAGCUUCAUCAUGGUCGUUGCUCAGAUCUGGAUGGUCUUGUUACAACACAACCUACCAAACCUGAUCUAAAUACCACAGCUCCCACAAGUGUCCCUGAGUCAACCACUGCAGCUCCUCAGCCACCUCUGGUCAAUGAAACAGCUCAUCCUCCUGUAGUCAGUGUCACUAUAACUCCCACAGUGGGGCGAAUUACAGAUGUAAUCAGUAAUAACACUGUUACUGAAGCUCCAGAAACCAGGCCUCCCCUACACCCAGAAUGUCAACUCCACUGUAAUUUUGAAAGAGGCUUGUGUCAGUGGAGUCAGAUGCUCACUGAUGCUUUUGACUGGACAUGGCAUAGUGGCUCCACUCCCACUAUAAGAACUGGGCCUUCUUCAGAUCACACCACAGGAGGUGGCCACUAUCUUUACAUUGAAGCCAACAGUGCAACAUAUGGAGACACGGCUCGUCUCAUCAGCUCUGAGUGUUCUGACUCUGGUCCUCAGUGUCUGCAGUUCUGGUACCAUAUGUAUGGCUCAGCGGAUACAAUGGGCCUCCAUGUUUACCUCAUCCAGAACAGACUGGCAACUGCUGUCUGGCGGAAAAGGAAUGAUCAAGGAAAUAUGUGGCACCUGGCUCAGGUGGACAUUGACACAACUGGAGCUUUUCAGAUCAUCUUUGAGGGGCGCAGAGGAUCCAACGAUCAGUCAGAUGUGGCCAUAGAUGAUAUAAAGCUUCAUCAUGGUCGUUGCUCAGGUGGCCACUAUCUUUACAUUGAAGCCAACAGUGCAACAUAUGGAGACACGGCUCGUCUCAUCAGCUCUGAGUGUUCUGACUCUGGUCCUCAGUGUCUGCAGUUCUGGUGA
This is a messenger RNA of Acanthochromis polyacanthus (spiny chromis), 1572 nucleotides long. RefSeq names its product MAM and LDL-receptor class A domain-containing protein 1-like. Bases 1 to 1572 code for a protein of 523 amino acids. The transcript has 12 exons. Gene Ontology annotation, cellular component: membrane. Lineage: Eukaryota; Metazoa; Chordata; Actinopteri; Pomacentridae. The record is from RefSeq and is a predicted model, not a curated record.